AUGGUUGAAGAGGAUGACUACUCAGCCUCUGUCGAGACGGUGGAGGAGGUGCAAGCAGAGGUGGCAUUGCAAAUUCGAAAUGGAAAACAUCUCAAGAAAGUGGGAGUAGCGGUACGGCGUCCUCGCAUACGAGCAUCGUGCGUCAAAGGCGGGGCGAAUGAGGACACGAAGCAGUGGGAGCUGCUGCUCUUUUCCUUUUCUGACUCAGAAGAGCUGGGCAAUCUCGAGUCACUUUUACUACGACUGGCUCCUUCAAAGUGCUAUUUAUCGUCUGAGAUGGAACAGUCUCACGACGUAGGUGAUAGCAAGAAAUUGCACGCGUUGUUACAGACUCACGAGGUGGCAGUCGUCUACAUGAAGAAGCAGCUUUUUAACGACGUAAGUGGUAUUGAAACUAAUGUAUCCAGGCUGUUGGGAGUGAGUACGAUGGUUGAGUAUCAACGUAUCCUGGCUUCGAAUAUUGUGGCAGGAUCGUUGGCUUGUUUAAUCGAGGCAUUGGGCGUCAUGACAGACACCGACGCCUUUGGCUGCUACACGCUAGAAGAGGGCAAUCUUUCCUCUGCAAUGCAACUAGAUAGUACCGCGGUAUGGUCGCUGAAUCUGUUGCCAGAGCUAAACUCCCCAGCAAUUCAUGUACGGGCAUUUGGGGGUAGUGUGUUGGAGAUUUUGAACCGAGGCAAGACCCCCAUGGGUCGACGCCUACUGGAGCGCUGGAUUCGACAGCCAUUGGUAGAUGUCGAGCAUAUUGAGAAUCGACAGAGCCUCGUGCAACUCUUUGUCGACAACUCGUCGUUAAGAAUGGAAUUGCUGGACGAGUGCAUGAAAGCGUUGCCAGAUCUUGGACGACUGGCAAUGACCUUUGAAAAAAAGAAGCAUGCCAAGAUUACCGACCUUGUCAGUGUGUAUGAUGCAGCAGUCGGUGCAAUGCCACGUGUGCUUAAGCUCAUGAAGACUACAAGAGCAGGUGGAGAUUCGACACUAAUUAAUCUUGUAAGCGAAAAAUUUACUGAUCCGCUGGAAAAAGUGUUGGCGGAUCUACAAGGUUUUACCGCACUCGUUCAAGAAGUUGUUGACCUUGAUAGUCGGCCAACGCUUGUCGUGAACGCUAAGCACGACAACCAUCUUCAGGCGCUGCGUGACGAAUGGGACGGCAUCCUUGCAGAUAUUGACGAAGAGCAUCGUAAUUCACUUGAUACCAUUGGUGGUGAUAUCAAGUGUGAGAAGGACAAAGUGCGCGGGUUUGUUUUUCGCGUCAUAAACAAGAAAGAGGAGGCGCGGCUCUCCAAGCUACCCUAUGUGCACAUUUGUCAGGUUCUCGUUAGCGGCGUUCAAUUUACGACAACAAAGUUGAAAGCACUUGCCACAGAAUAUCGUCGUGUGCGCGGGGAAUACGAGGAACGACAGGCUCACUUACUUAGUGCAGCGGUAGACGUGGCCAGUACAUAUGUCCCUGUACUAGAAGCUGCGACAGCGACUCUGGCCGAAUUGGAUGUGCUUCUUGGUUUCGCUCACGCUGCAUGCCAUGCUGGUUCAGGCUAUUGCCGCCCUCAACUUGAAGAAAACGGUGAUUGCAUUGUGUUGACCGGUUCACGUCACCCUUGUAUGGAACUACAAGACGGUGUAGAUUUCAUACCAAAUGAUUACAACUUUGAGCGGGAAUCAUCGCGAUUUCAACUCGUGACUGGGCCAAAUAUGGGUGGUAAAAGUACCUACAUCCGUCAGUUAGGUACAAUUGCAGUGAUGGCUCAAAUUGGAAGCUUUGUUCCGGCUGAAGUCGCUCGAUUGCCUGUGUUUGACAAGCUGUUGGUUCGUGUUGGUGCUGGUGACCAUCAACAGCGAGGUGUAUCAACAUUCAUGCUUGAAAUGCUAGAAGCUUCAGCUAUUUUACAAAAAGCCACGAAAAACUCUUUGAUUAUUAUUGAUGAGCUUGGUCGGGGCACCUCUACGUACGAUGGAUUUGGAAUUGCCUGGGCUAUUUCUGAGUACAUUAUCACAAAAGCAUGCUCGAUGUGUCUUUUUGCCACACACUUUCAUGAGCUGACAGCUUUGCAAAAAGAGUAUCCUCGUGGCUUUAUCAAUAAGCAUGUUACUGCAGUUGUUGGCGACCGAGAGAUUACAAUGGUAUACCAGGUGCGGAACGGCCCGUGCAUGGAAAGUUUUGGUGUACACGUGGCUGCAAUGGCAGGUUUUCCUCAGUCGGUAAUCGAGUGCGCUAAGCAGAAGAGUCACGAGCUAGAAUGCUUUGAAUGGGCUGUUAGCAGUCAGGAGAUAAACAGUGCUAAACGAUCUUCUACGGACGCCUCGCUUGCUGAGAGCAAAUCCCAUUUGAAAAAACGUGUGACGAGCAAGGAAUUUUUGAAUGCUUUCGCAGCUCUUCCUCUUGAUGAAAUGACGUCUGCAGAAGCCCUUUGCGCUGUUCGCAAGCUUGUCUCGUAA
Molecule: messenger RNA, 2436 nt
Organism: Plasmopara halstedii
Lineage: Eukaryota; Oomycota; Peronosporomycetes; Peronosporales; Peronosporaceae
Product: dna mismatch repair protein
Exons: 1
Coding region: 1-2436 (811 amino acids)
Biological process (GO): mitotic recombination; mismatch repair
Cellular component (GO): nucleus; MutSalpha complex
Molecular function (GO): ATP-dependent DNA damage sensor activity; ATP binding; mismatched DNA binding
Source: RefSeq, a predicted model, not a curated record